Messenger RNA from Colletotrichum siamense, 891 nucleotides. It is a transcript of the gene OXR1-1, whose product is annotated as Oxidation resistance protein 1. Gene Ontology annotation, cellular component: nucleus. Lineage: Eukaryota; Fungi; Ascomycota; Sordariomycetes; Glomerellales; Glomerellaceae. The record is from RefSeq and is a predicted model, not a curated record. Bases 1 to 891 code for a protein of 296 amino acids. Gene Ontology annotation, biological process: response to oxidative stress. The transcript has 2 exons.
AUGUGGUCCGGUCUCGUUCGUCGGUUUUCCUCUGAUAUCCCCGAAUCGUACGGUCCCCACAGCCAUCACCAUGAGUCCUCCCACCUAGCUCACGCGUACACCGAGCCCACGGCCCACGGCGCCUUCAAGGACGGCAUCAACGGGGUGUUUGUGCCCGCCAACAUCAAACGUACCGCGAGCCCCUUCCGCCCUCCACCGCUGGAUCCCAUCGUCCUUUACGGCUUCAAGGAAAGCACGCCACUCAGCGCGCGAUUGCUUAGUACUGGCGUCGCCGAGGAAAUCCGCAUAAUGCUGCCAGAACGACUGCGAAUCAUGGAGGACUGGAAGCUGGUAUACAGCCUGGAGCAAGACGGGGCUAGUCUGACAACCUUGUACCAAAAGGCAGCUUUGUAUCAAGGGCUGCGUGUUGGCUUCGUCUUGGUUGUUAGAGACGAUGCUGGUGGCACCUUCGGCGCCUACCUCUCCGAAUACCCUCACCCCGCACCCAAAUACUUUGGAAAUGGGGAAUGUUUCCUGUGGCGCGCCUCCACCCUCACACCCUUGCCACCACCGCCCUCUGCCGACACAACCAACCUCACGCGUUCAACAACUGUGGCUAGCCCAACCCGCUCAGCCUUCAACGAUGACGACCGCGCCCAACCGUCCCCGGCACCCAGCGAGUCGAUUCGCUUCAAAGCCUUCCCCUACUCGGGCGUGAACGACUACUACAUCAACUGUGAGAUAGGAUUCCUGAGUGUUGGCGCUGGCGACGGGCACUACGGCCUGUGGCUUGAUGACAGCCUUGACCGCGGCCACAGCGGCCGUAGCCACACAUUUGGUAACGAGCCGCUCAGCGACGAGGGCGAGAAGUUUGGUGUCUUGGGUGUCGAGCUCUGGGUGUUGGGGGCUUGA